AUGCCCUCAGGUCUAUCCUCUGCGCAUCGCCAAAACCACGACCAGCUCGUCGCCGUCCAAGAUGGCCACCAGCCUGCCGCGCCCUCUGUCGGAGAUCUCGCCGACCGAGAAGCGCCGCAACUCCCCCAGCUGGCGCCAGUACACACCCACAAAGGUCCGUCGCUCCUCCCUGCCUGCCGACCACCCGGGCGGCCGCCGUCGAGGCCCCUCGUCCGUCUCGAGCCUGGACGAGGCAUCCUGGAGCUCGAGUCUCCCGUCGUCCCUCCAUCCUGCCCGACCGGCCGGCUAACGCUCGCGAUGCAGAAGGUCGCGCCCCCGGCCAACGACUCGUCCCCAUUCCAGUCUUCGCCUCUCGAAUCGGCCACCUCACCCCGACUCUUUUGGCAGAACCGAAAGGCGGACGACAUGUUCGACUCGGCUCGCACCGGCUCCCCCUCGCCCACCCGUCGGUCGUCCAUCGAGCGCCUCCAGAGGGCCUCGCGCGUCAAGAACAGCAACAUCCUGGCCCUCGAGCAGAAGCAGGAAUAUGAUCCCACCCGCAUCCACCCCCUCGAAAGACCGCUCGCCAAGACCCAAGCGAACGCGGCCUUUGCCUUGUCGUCGAGCUCCAGCGGCCUCCGCUCCUCCGAUUCGGAGCCGCGAGCCUUCGACAGCACCUCGAGCCUCUCCAACAUGAGCACCUCCAAGACCUCUCCCACGCCCUCCACCUCCCUCCACGGCGCAGCCCGACCCACCAGUCCGAGCAAGGACCAGCCGUCGCCCACCAAGUCGUCCCUAUCGCCCACAAAAUUCAGCAGGGGCAGCUACGACGCCGAGGGCGGAACCUGGUCCGGUCACUCGUCGCUCAACGAUCGCGAGCUUCCCGAGGGACGCUUCCUCCACCGUCACCCGAAGAGCGUCACCUUUGAUGCCGCGCCGCCGCAGAUCAACGAGUACGAAAUGGCGACGCCCGACCUGUCGUCGGUCGGCACCAACUCGCGCGAGGGGAGCUUCGAGUCCGUCGACGACGACGAUGACGACGACGACGACGACGACGACGUCCUCUACGAUGCGGGGCAUGUCGGCGUCCAGGACGACAGCUUUGACGCCUCCCUCGAGGACACGGACAAGACGCCCGUCGUCGGACCCGACGACUGGCGGGGGGAGAGCCCCAUGGUCCACGGUCGCAGCCCGAUGCCGAUGGAGGUGAGCCCGAUGCCUGAGAGCGUCCCCUCCGUCGCCACCCGCGGUCACGCGUCCCACCAGCGGACCGACUCGGUCAACUCCAACGGCGACCACCGGCCGCUGCCCCCCCUCCCAGCCCUCGGCGUCGCCAGAGCCCAGUCGGCCGGAUCCAUGCCCACCUCACCGGGACUCUCGGCCACGGCCGAGCGGAUGGUCGGAGGCGGCUCCCUCCGGAACCUGCCCGUCCCGCCUCCGGCUUCGGCCAGCAAGAUGGACAUCCAAAGCUUUGGCAAUGGCAAGAUGACCCUUGAGGAGCGUCUCAAGCUUAUGAUGCUGUCGGACGAUGGCGGCGGAAAGGCGGCCGCCGACGAGCAGCGCGAGCGCCGACUUCGAAGGGGCGCCAGCCGCGACCGAGACGCCACUCCGCCGCAGCAGCCGGAGGCGGACGGCCUCGAAACGCGGCACGACGACGAGGACGACGACACUGUCGGCGACAUGUCGCUUCUUGACGAUUUCCAAAUGCCCUCCCGAAUCUCCCGCGAUUCCAUCAUGCGUCGUGUCAAAGGCAACAAGGUGCUGGACAAGGAGUCGGAAUACCACUUCUCAUCGCCCGCCGCCGCGCCCCACGUGCUCGACCCCGACAUUCCCAUCCCGUCGACGGAGGAGGGUGACUCCAUCGUCGAGGAUUCCAUCAUGGACGACGCCGACCUCGACGACGAUGGUGAGCGGGAGGGCAGCGUCAUCAUCACCAGGGACCCUGAGAAUCACGUCCUUGACGUCCUCGACAUGUACGACUUCGACGACAACCGAGACCAGUCCCAGACGUCACGAGACGACGACGACGACGACGAGAGCCACUACUCGGAGCAAGAGCCGGCACGAGAAAGGUAUCAGCCGACGGAGGCGAACCCCGAGGCCGAGGUCACCACCCCCCGCGCCACCUCGCCUGCCCAGUACCUGAGUCUCGGCGGUGCCGUUCCGGAGGUGGCCCCUCCCCCGGUGCAGGGUCUCGGGCCGAUGGCGGAUUGGCAGGACAGCACGCCUCCUCCCACGCCAAAGGCCUCUGCGGAGAAUCUCGCGGGAGACGCCGCCGGCGUGCCGCGACCGCGAACCCCCGAGAGGCCCAUGUCCAAGCCCGAGUACGACGGAGCCGGCUGGGGCGAGCCGGAGGACGGAUCCGACGACGAGCCCGGCACGCCCGACUCGGUCAUCCACCACCCCAUGCUCGACGACGACGACGAGCCCCCCUCGCCCGUCAUCCCCGAGCGUGUGGCGACCGUCAAGUCCACCAUGGGUACCAAGCUGAAGACGAGACUCUCGAGCACGCCGGCCGAUCUCGCCACGAUGCGACAGGCACGCAGACAAGUCAGCCACGAGGUCCCCAGCGUCCCCCCCAUUCCCGAAUGGCAUCGGAGCCGCCAAUCGCGAGAGCAGGAUGCCGCUGCGGACGGCCAUCUCGAGCGCCAACUGAGUUUCAAGAACCGAAGCUUGACGUUGGACAUUGACACGGGGUUGAGCCUCGAUCAGGAUUUCGAGAGAGUCAUUGAAGCGCAAAAGCGUGGCUACCUCAUGCGCCAGAACACCAAAGUCGUCACGGCCAGCGACAUGGAGGGCGAUGCGGCGGUGAAGGCUCGCUCUGUAAACAACUCUCCUACCAAGCAGGAGCGACCGCCGUCGUGGAUUGUCGAGCCUUGGAACGGACGCUCUCGAUCGAGGAGCCCCAGGAAGCGUCCGGCCACGGGCCCCGUUCCGCCCCUGCCAGGCCAGGAGAGCAACAGCGCCGCUCUGGGCCGCGUGUCGGAGGAGAACGCAUCGUCGGAGACUGCCACGGUCGACACGGCCGAACGAGGUCGGCUGUUCGUCAAGGUCAUGGGCGUCAAGGAUCUGGAUCUCCCCCUGCCCAAGAAUGAGCGGACCUGGUUCAGUCUCACCCUUGACAACGGCGUCCAUUGCGUCACGACUGCCUGGCUCGAGCUGGCGCGCAAUGCCCCCAUCGGCCAAGAGUUCGAGCUCGUCGUUCCCAACGACUUGGAGUUUCAGCUCACCCUCAACAUCAAGCUGGAGAAGCCGGUGCACGCGGACAACCCGACCGUCUCGGCAAAGAUGAGCAAGCCCAAGACGUCCACUUUCAGCCGCGUCUUUGCCUCGCCGAGAAAACGAAGGGAGAUGGAGAUGAGGCAGAAGGCUGAGGAGGAACGCUUCGCGCAGCAGCAGCGAGACGCCGCAGCCCGCCGAAACAACGCGCCGACGGCGUACGAUCUCUUGUCGCCCCUCGCCGCCGAAGACGGCAGCUUCGCACGUGCCUACGUUUGCCUUAAGGAGCACGAGAGCCGGUGCUACGGCCGGCCGUACAUGGCCGAGGUAGCCUGCUUCAACGAGUGGGCCACGGAGGAUGAGAGCUUCGCGUCCAGCGUCAAGAGCAAGCGCGGGAACACGACCGUUGUCCGACGGGCCCCCUACAAGGUUGGCAAGCUGGACCUCCAGCUGCUCUUCGUUCCCCGUCCGAGGAACGCGGCGGACGACGACAUGCCCAAGAGCAUGAACUCGUGCAUCAGGGAGCUCAAGGCAGCCGAGGAACGGCUCUCGCACAACUGGGAGGGCCACCUCAGCCAGCAGGGUGGCGAUUGUCCGUACUGGCGUCGCCGAUACUUCAAGCUGGUCGGUGGCAAGCUGACGGCCUUCCACGAAGCGACUCGCCAACCGCGCGCCACCAUCAACCUGUCGAACGCGAAGCGCCUGAUCGACGACCGCCGAGCCUUGACGGAGAGGGAUAUGGUGCUCAAGGGCGGGAAACGGCGCCGAUCCGGCUUCGCCGAGGACGAAGAGGGCUACAUGUUUGUCGAGGAGGGUUUCCGCAUCCGCUUCAACAACGGCGAGGUCAUCGACUUUUACGCCGACACAGCCGACGACAAGGAGGGCUGGAUGAAGGUUCUCUCCGAGGUCAUCGGACGAGACGAGAGCGUCGCCGACGAGGAGACCAACGGCGUCAGGUCGCGGGCGAAAUGGUGCGAGAUCGUCCUUCGACGGGAGCAGGAGCUCCGCGGCCGAGCGGAGGGCCGGCGGGUGCAUUCUCGGAGCAAGAGCACGGCCACGUAA
Molecule: messenger RNA, 4260 nt
Organism: Drechmeria coniospora
Lineage: Eukaryota; Fungi; Ascomycota; Sordariomycetes; Hypocreales; Ophiocordycipitaceae
Exons: 4
Coding region: 1-4260 (1419 amino acids)
Molecular function (GO): GTP binding
Source: RefSeq, a predicted model, not a curated record